Molecule: messenger RNA, 5587 nt
Organism: Dunckerocampus dactyliophorus (ringed pipefish)
Lineage: Eukaryota; Metazoa; Chordata; Actinopteri; Syngnathiformes; Syngnathidae
Product: UDP-glucuronosyltransferase 2A2-like
Exons: 2
Coding region: 103-1713 (536 amino acids)
Molecular function (GO): UDP-glycosyltransferase activity
Source: RefSeq, a predicted model, not a curated record
GGUUAUACAUUUACUUACAUUUGUAGCCGAGAGGUUCACCUCACCUUACAUGAUCAGCACACUCUGGAUUCUUCUUUGCUGGAGGCUCACAAGACCUGAGUAAUGGCAUCAUAUGCAACCCUGACGUUCCUCCUGGUGUUUUCAAUGACGCUGAUACCCUCGUGUUGGGGAGGGAAAAUUCUGGUAUACCCCUUUGAUGGAAGUCACUGGAUCAACAUGAAAAUUUUGGUGGAGGCGCUUCAUUCUCAAGGACAUGAAAUCACAGUGCUGCGUACCUCCACCAGCUGGUACGUCUCUGAGAAGUCACCUUACUACACGUCUAUCACUGUCAUGCUGGAGCAGUCCCAGAAAAUUGAGAGCCAGAGCUUCAUGACUUCUUUCCUGGAAAGGUCCAUAGAGAUCAGACGACAUAAAGGCUCACCUUGGGCCUUUGUGGAGUUCUACAGGAACCUUUUCGGCUUUAUUGGAGAGAACCAGAUGGUUGUGGCUCAAUUGGUGGUCAACAUUUUUGAGAAUAAAACUCUCAUCAAGGAGCUGAAUGAGACAGGAUAUGAUGUUUUCUUGAUGGACCCAGCCUUUCCAGCCGGAGUGCUCCUGGCUCACUACUUGGACCUCCCCAUGGUCUUUAACGUACGCUGGCUUUUCAACGGAGAGGCUCACUUUGCCAUCGCUCCAUCUCCUCUGUCCUACAUCCCUGAGCUCUUCUCAAAGUACACUGAUAAAAUGGACUUGUUUCAAAGAAUGAACAACAUCAUCUAUCAUGGUGUUCUGCUUUACAUGCACUACUUUGUUGCAAAUCCUCCACUCCAGGCUGUGUGUGAUCAGUAUUUUGGAGGUGAUGUCAGCGCCAUGUCUCUUAUACAAAAAGCCGAUAUCUGGCUGAUGAGGGUUGACUUCACUUUUGAGUACCCACGUCCCACCAUGCCCAAUGUGGUCUACAUUGGAGGCUUUCAGGGGAAGCCCACCAAGCCUCUGCCGGCAGAUUUGGAGGACUUUGUGCAGAGUUCUGGUGAACACGGCAUUGUCGUCAUGACUUUAGGAACGCUGCUGGGCCACUUGGGCCCUGAAAUAUCGGAGAUCAUCGCCUCUGCCUUUGCAAAGCUCCCUCAGAAAGUUGUGUGGAGACAUCUCGGGAAGAAACCCGCCACUCUAGGGAAUAACACCCUGCUGGUGGAUUGGAUGCCUCAGAAUGACUUACUAGGCCACCCUAAGACCAAAGCCUUUGUUACACAUGGGGGUACAAACGGCAUAUACGAAGCCAUCUACCACAGUGUCCCAAUUUUAGGCAUUCCUCUUAUCUUUGACCAGGAUGACAACAUGGUACGGAUGAAGGCCAAGGGAGUAGCUGAGAUUGUUGAAGUGACAACACUGGAUGUGGGGUCUUUCUUGAGUUCCCUGAGGAAUGUUCUUGAUCCGCAGAAGCCUUACAAACAGAAUAUGAUCAAAUUGUCCCAGCUGCAUCAUGAUAAACCCAUGAAACCCAUCGACACUGCUGUCUUCUGGAUAGAGUACGUUAUGAGGCAUAAGGGGGCUCCACAUUUGCGCACAGAAUCCUAUAAGUUGCCAUGGUAUGUCUAUCACUGUCUAGAUGUCUUUGCUGUUUUUGGAGUCUUCUGUCUUCUAGUCGCUGCAUCUAUUUGGAUUUCGUGUAGAUGGCUCUGUAAGCACCUAACCAGGUCCAAAAAGUCCAAAAUAAAAUCCAAGAGACAAUAGAAUAACAGAUUUCGAUUUCAUGGUCCAAUGAAAAACACAUAAAAACAGGAUGUGUCCUGGAAAAACAGGACGUUUGGUCACCAUUACAUAUUUCAUUCAUGCUGUGAAUUUUGUUAAGAUAUAUAUAGCAGAGUCGCCCUCUGUUGGUCAAACGAGGGAGUUCUAACGAAAAACAGCAGGUACAGUAUUUACCAGAGGUGUGGACUCGAGUCGCACGGCUUAGACUCGAAUCAAAUUCAAGUCACAAUUUUCAUGACAUUGGGCUCAGCUUGACAAUAUCAUCAAAGGCUCGACUCGGACUUUGACCCAACCGUAGCUGUGCUCAGAGUGGAUGGGGCAUAAACUGGAAGUGGGUGUGGUUUAACCGGAAAUGGGUGGGGCUUAAAUCGGUACGUUAUGUCUGAAAUUGACAUGGAUUUAUCGGAAGUUGCUAUAUUUGUUGUUUAUUAUCCAGCUAUAUGUGUACUGUGUAUGUGUGUAUCUGUAAGACUUUAUUAUUUAAUUAUGUUUUCAUGAUCUGUGUGAAGUUGGUGAUUCAUGCAAACAUUCACUGAUGGCAAACCGGGAAAUAAUCUGUCACACUUGUUCACUGUAGUUGUUCAGUACUACAAGCAAAGUUUUCCAACUGACUUUAUAUUAUCAGCCAAAUUAGAAGCAAGAAGACGAAAAAAAAAUGAAACAAGUUUACCAAGUAACUUUAGAUACGAGCUGAGCUGAGGAAAACCUAAAAAUAACUUCCCGGGUGGAGGCAGCGACCAACGCGACACGAGCCCUUUUCAACUCUAUCUUGCCAAAUGCACUGCGUACUCCUUCCUCUGGCUGUAGGGAGUCUGUCUUGGGAGGGGCAGUCGCUGUCUGUGACUGGACAAUCACAUAAGGAGUUACCCAAAGAGGAUUUUCCUUCACGACCCCGGGUAAUGACGAGCUGUACUCGUUUCAUGCUCGUACACGGCAAAAAUGCAUUGUGAUCAGACUCAUGUGAUCAGACUCCAGCUCUUAGUCCUCAUGUCAGCUUUGAAGGACAUCUGAUGAUAUGAAGUGAAGUUAUGACAGUCUGAUGGAUAAUGGCGAGGAGCAGUCUUCGCCACCAGGCUCCACCCACUACAUGUAAUUAAACAUCAUACUUCAUAUCAUCAAUCUGUUCAAUGUGCCCUGUGUUAAUGUGAAAGUCAUUCAAUAAAUGAACUCAGAGGAGUGGGUUUUUCUAUCAAGCGUGUAUUUACUUGUCACUUCCCGUCGUCACAUGGAGGCGCUGUGACUAAUUGAGGAAGUGACGUAUGGUCAUGCACACCAAUUAUUGUAGAAGUCUGACCUAGUGGAGUCGAGUUAUUUGAAUUUUGCGUUGCUUGGCGAGCCUCCAAGGCUCCACCCACAUUCCAGUGUGUACGUUAAAAUGGUUUGCCCAUAUGUCUAGUAUCUGUGAUUUUCAUGUGGCCUUGCUCAAAGUCCUUACGACUAUCCAUCCAUCCAUUUUCUAUGCCGCUUCUCCUCAUUAGGGUCGCGGGGAAGCUAUCCCAGCUGACUUCGGGGGUACACCCUGGACUGGUCGCCAGCCAAUGGCAGGGCACAUAUUGACAAACAACCAUUCACACUCACAUUCAUACCUAUGGGCAAUUUAGAGUCGCCAAUUAAGCUAACAUGCAUGUUUUUGGAAUGUGGGAGGAAACCGGAGUACCCGGAGAAAACCCACGCACGGGGAGAACAUGCAAACUCCACACAGAAAUUCCCAACGGAGAUUCAAACCCAGGUCUUCCUGAUCUCCUGACUGUGACCACUAGACCAGUUUGUCGAAAUACAACCCCAGGUUUUUGCCCAAAAUGGCCACUUUCACACAAAAUGGCCGACUUCCUGUUUGUUUUUGAGCAUGGGAUCAUGAGACUUUUUUCUGCAUCCUUUCAUGAAUGAUGUCUCCACCACAUUUUAUAAAGAUCUGUGAAACGCAUGGUGGGGGAUAAUUUUUUCUAAUUUUUUAGGGGGCGCUGGUCAGUCAAUUUGGGAGCGGCACCAUAUUGUUCAGGCAUGGAUUCUUACUUCCCGUUUUCAACCACAUGUGACCAUCUGCAGUUAAAUUACGACAAUUUGGUGGUCAAUGGCGAAGGCAGACACUUUGCCGCGAUGCCACGCCCACCGCGUGCGCUUUACAUGCAUAAUGGUGCAGCAUUCAAGCUCAUCAGUCUGUCAGUCAUACUUUCUAUUGAAUUAGAUGUCGAUCUGAAAAAUCUCCUUGGAGGAAAAGCCUAAUGUAAAUCACAAACUUUAUCCUGUGACCACUGGGUGGCGCUGAGACGAAUUCAGGAAGUGAGCUACGUAUACCUUGAAGGUGUUGUCUUGAUCACAUGUACCAAUUAUGACGUAGAUCUGACCUUGUGGAGCCGCGUUAUUAACUUUUUGUUCAAUGUUCAAAGCAACGUUAGAAUCAAAAUAUCAGUUUGUCGCAAUGCCCCGCACGCUUUAUGGACCGGCCUAAAAUCCUCCGCAAUCUAACAUCGCCCAUCUGUCUAGUGUCCGUUGAUGGUCCAUUGGGCUCAUUUGAUCAAAGUCCCUAGGAGGAUUUUGGCAAAAUACAACCCCUGGUUUUUGCCCCAAAAUCACCGCCGCCAACGAAAAUCGCUGACUUCCUGUUCUUUUGGGAAUAUGGCUUCUUGAGACUUUUUUGUGCGUCCUGUCAUGAUUGACGUCUCCACCAAGUUUCGUGACGGUCCAUGAAACUGGUGGCAGGGGCUAAUUUUUUUAAAAUGUAAAGGGGGCGCUACUGAGUGCAAGUUUGGGAGUUUGUGUUUGGGACCCCUGGAAUAUCACAUUUUUCACCAGGCCUGACUUUGGUGAGUUUUCAUGCACGUUAAGGCCCUGAAAAAUGGGAGGAAAGUCGCGGAAUUAACAAAAUAAAAAAAGAAAAAGAAAAAGAACAAUGAUAAUAAAAAUAUCAGUUUCAAUAAUUAACAGUAAUUAACACUAAUUAACAGGCUAAUGUGGUCGCUAUUUAUUGUCUAUUUAUAUACAGUAUGAAAUGCAGGAGAUUGCAGUGAAGUUAGCCUGUUAGUUAGAACUAGUGACAACCAACAAUUCAAAACAUGGCGAAUAUUUAUUCAUUUAUUGUGAAAAUCAAUAAUUAUGCUACUUUCGGUCUCCACUCAGCUGGAGUGUGUGUCCGAGUAAACUUCGUCUGCCCCUACGUCUCAAGUCUGGUCCCCGACCAUACAUGGUUUCUCGCGCUGUACACGCCUUAGCACCUUAGCACCCCUUACCUGUUGAUUUAAGGGGAAUUGGGACACCACUUGAUUCUCGUGAACGCUCAAAACCUAGGGGUGAGGGUGGAACUAAAAUUCAGCUAAAGUCUUGUCACACUGGUCUUAUUUUAUUUAAAAAAUAAAACAAUUCAAAUUGCCUUAUUGUAAUUGUAUUUGUCAAAUUUAAUACACUGUUGUAGUGUUAAAACAUGUCAUUUGGGAUGCACUAAACAGUCGUGUAAGGACUCGUACGUUUCAAGCCUAUGACUUCAAACUUUACUCGACCUGUCUUGUCUUGACUCGAGACAUGACUUGGACUUCACUGCUUGCGACUUGAGAUGAAAUAAUUCAGACUUGCUAAACACUGACUUGCUCCCACCUUUGGUAUUUACGCUUAUUAUGAUUAAUUGUCAGCGGUGUAUGUCGAUAUGGCCGACAUGGGGUGCUGUGACAUUUUGCAAGAAGGCAGGUGUAUGAACAAUGUAGGUAGUACAUUUAGGAUAUUGAUCUUGUGAUGUGAAGUCAUCUUCUACUUGUACUUGUUUUGCAUGGAUCAAUAAAGACAUAUUUCUCUCUGAUUGUGAAAAGAGUUGUUUCUGGACCGUGAACAGCCCUGUAAGAAGCCAGCUCUCUUGGAAAAAAAAUGA